CCACCUGCCAAUACCACGUUCCUAAGUUUCCAUGGCUGUAGUGCUGAGGACAGGGUGACUUUUAAUGGCAUGGAAAAACAUUCCUGUGUGGAUUGACAUUGUGUUCUGCUCACACAGUUGACUGCAUCCAGCUGAAAGUGCCAGUGAUUCAGCAGCUGUACCACUGGGACUGCGGGCUGGCCUGCUCCAGGAUGGUGCUUCAAGGAACAUGAGCUUAGGUGCAGGAGAAAUACCUAUUUAGAUGUCCACUUAGUAGAUAUGAAGCAGAAGAUUUUCAUUUCUCUCCAUCCCUUCUGCCAAGACGUUAGUCCGUGUGCUGGUACCUGAAUCAUUUGGACAAUGAUGAAUUUCAGAAAGCCAUCCAGGAACUCCAGUUAACAAAGAGUAUCUGGACUAUUGACCUGGCCUACCUAAUGCGGCACUUCGGAGUUAGGCAUAAAUUUUGCACCCAGACACUCGGAGUGGACAAGGGCUACAAAAAUCAGUCAUUUUACAGGAAGCACUUUGACACAGAAGAGAAUCGAGUGAAUCAGCUCUUUGCACAAGCCAAAGACUGCAAGGUGCUGGUGGAGAAAUGCACAGUAACCGUUCAAGACAUCCAAAACCACCUGUCCCAGGGUCACGUAGCCAUUGUCCUUGUGAACGCGGUCCUGCUACUGUGUGAUCUUUGCUCAAGUCCUGUCAAAUACUGCUGCUUCCUUCCCAUUGGACAGAAGUGCUUCUGCAGGAGCCCUGACUACCAGGGCCAUUUCAUUGUGUUAUGUGGCUACAACAAAGCCUCAGGGAGUAUCUACUACAACAACCCUGCCUAUGCUGACCGAACAUGCUGCACCAGCAUCAGUAACUUCGAGGAAGCCAGGACAAGUUAUGGCACUGAUGAAGAUAUUCUGUUCAUCUACACAGACAGUUGACAUCCACAGAGCACACUCCUGCUCCUUCCUGCACAGCCUGCACGGCAGCUGGCUGCUCGUCUCAGGACUCCCCUGCACACACCUCACUCCUGAACUGCAGUGGGACCUUCAACAAGGGAGGCUUUAUAAACAUUGACAGGACUGUAGUUCAAUGCUGUCUUUACCUUUUUUUCUGAUGAUGUAUCUGAUUUUGCAAUGUCUGUCUCUGGUUUUUUUGGUGGUUAUUUUUUCCCGUAAUUUUCAACAUUGCACAUUUGACAGCAGUUCUAAAAUACAGGCCUAGAGCCUGUUCACUUUCAGCUUAUUUUCAAAUUAAACACAUAAGAAAAAAGCACCAAAUUUAUGAACUUUAACACCUGGUAAUAUUUGCAUAGGUUUAGGUACAAACAACAACAACAACAAAAAAAUAGAAAAUAUUUGUUUCUAUCUCUGUCAAAGCAUCAAGGGCUGCUCUUCAUCCAAAAUCUAUGGAUUUGAAGUUCAGCAGAGUAUUAUAAAUGGAAAGAAUAUUAACUUAAAAUACUUUUAAAUAAUAAAAUAUGCCUGCUGGCUCAUCAGUAUUGUCUGCUAUGUAGGAAACUUCCCAUGUACCAAAUUCACAGAGAUUUAGCAUUUAUGCAACUGCAAUAUUGGAAUUGCUCCCUUGCACUACAAACUCAAUCUCUUUUGGCUAAAUCCUCUUGGAUGACUGCUCAGAGCUCCAGAUUGCUCCAAAACUUUCAGUGGAAAAAUUUUAUUUGCACUUGGAAGUCCUUAUUGCUCUUUGCAAAAAAGCUCUGAAAUGUUAUGCCACCCACAUGUGCCAGUUUCUGCAGAAUCCGUUCUAAAUAUGAAUGUUCUAAAUAUUUAAACUUAUUAAGCAAAUGCAGAAAAUCGUCAUCCACACUAAUGGUAUAUAUUUUGUGUGUAAAGUGUAAGUAUCUGACAGCAUCUACUGCAUUGUGCCUAAAAUGCUGAAUCAUAAUUCAAGCCAAAUUUUGCUGUUGGUAUUAGUUUAGUGACCUUCUAAGAAGAGCUAAAAUCAAUUAAGAAAAGAGGAAAUACAAGCAUACCUGCUACAAGUAAGAAGGCAGGAAUGUGGAUUUUUUAGCUCUUAUACCACAGCUGCAUUUGGAUUAAGUUGCUGCUGUAUUGAGACAUUAAGUGAAAUGGCAGAGCCCUUUCCUCUGUUACCUGAGGAGCACUCUGAAGUUUAAGAAAAAACCACUUAUUUCAGAUUCAUCUAUCCUAAUUUCUUGUAAGUCUCAAUCUUCAGUCCUGCCUAUAUGAAAGUGGGUAGGAGAAUCAGCACUGAUGUACAAUAGGAAAAUUUGCACUUCAGACAGAGAUCCCACAUCUCUGGCAUGGUUUUAGGAAAAGAACUGUUCAAGUUCUGGAACUGUGUGAAAUCACAGUAAAAGGAUAUCGUUAUGGAUAACCAGUGGAUAUAAUAAAUAGGAAUUGACUGUCAGCAUAGAAACUGUUUUUACCAAGAUAAACAUUUUCUUUUAUCAGUUGUUAACUAACUGAAAAGUAUACAGUGUUGACUAAGUACUUAGUAAAAUCAAGAGUGCUCCUUUGUACAAAGGCAGAAAAUAGUAACAGACACCUAAAAUGCAGUAAACCUUUAAAAAAUUCCGAACAAAAGCGCGUGACAUGAAAUCCUGUGUGUCAGAUUUUGCUUAUCAUUAGUGAAGUUUAAAUACAUUCUGGCACUGAUGAGGAACAGGUAGGAUGUGAUUUGUGUAGAACCAGUCCAUCAGUGCCACCAGCAGAAUCCCUCCAGAAGAAAGGGACAAAACCUAGUGUAGAUAAUGCCUUUCAACUCCUCCAAAGUAAGUAACAGAAGACUCCUGAUCUGGGAAUUUUUGUGUCCAGGGCCAAAAUUGUGAUGUUUGAUGUAGAGAGAGUGUAUUAGCUCAGUUAAUAAUUAACAGGUAUGGAAGCUACAGGCUGUUAGAGUACUUCCUUAACCCAUGCAUUUUCAGGUAGGUAGUUCAUUCAAUACCAUUAAACUGCCAAAGGAUUUAUCUUAGAGCAGGGCUUGAUUAGUUGAAUAAAAACAAUUCUUACAAAGGCU
Cyanistes caeruleus (blue tit) is the source of this 2970-nucleotide messenger RNA. The record is from RefSeq and is a predicted model, not a curated record. Lineage: Eukaryota; Metazoa; Chordata; Aves; Passeriformes; Paridae.